UAGAGGGCGCGCCAACAUCCGAUCCGUGUCAAACUGACGUAAACAAAGCAACUGAAAGCAAUAACAGCAGCGGCGGAGCUUUGCGGGACACAGGUUGUGAAUGGCAGCAUCUUCGUCCUCGUCCUCGGCUGGCGGGGUCAGCGGCAGCUCGGUGACCGGGUCCGGCUUCAGCGCUUCGGAGCUCAUCCCGCCCAGGAAAGUCCUGUACACUUACCCGAAAGGAGCUGGAGAGAUGAUGGAGGAUGGAUCUGACAGGUUUUUGUGUGAGUCUGUGUUCAGCUAUCAAGUUGCAUCCACUCUGAAGCAGGUUAAACAUGAUCAGCAGGUGUCCCGGAUGGAGCGUCUGGCGGGGCUGGUGGAGCAGUUGGAGGCGGACGAGUGGAAGUAUAAACCCAUCGAGCAGCUCCUGGGAUUCACAACCUCAUGAUGACUCCACGAGCACGCUCUCCCUCGUCAAUGAACUGAAACCAGAGUUAUGAAUUUAUAUUUCGUUUUGCACAUUUUUAGAGUUUUGGUGAUCAUGUGUGUAAAUAUGCAUUGUGUUUCAAAUAAAGCCUUAGUAAUUAAACAAUACAUGAACAAUAAAAAUCUUUUUUAAGCACAA
Messenger RNA from Pimephales promelas (fathead minnow), 604 nucleotides. RefSeq names its product anaphase promoting complex subunit 16 (gene anapc16). The record is from RefSeq and is a predicted model, not a curated record. Lineage: Eukaryota; Metazoa; Chordata; Actinopteri; Cypriniformes; Leuciscidae. Gene Ontology annotation, biological process: protein ubiquitination. Gene Ontology annotation, cellular component: cytosol; kinetochore; anaphase-promoting complex.